Molecule: messenger RNA, 1398 nt
Organism: Spinacia oleracea (spinach)
Lineage: Eukaryota; Viridiplantae; Streptophyta; Magnoliopsida; Caryophyllales; Amaranthaceae
Product: protein FAR1-RELATED SEQUENCE 5-like
Exons: 3
Coding region: 1-1398 (465 amino acids)
Source: RefSeq, a predicted model, not a curated record
AUGAAGUUGAAGAUGAAGUUGAAGGCACAUCUCAGCAAGUUAUGGUUGCAAAUCAUUGUAUUGAAGAAGGAACAAAACAUUGAUAAAGAAUUAGAUGGCAAUUUAAUUGGAGAAGCAAGGAAAACAACCGAUGAGAUUUAUGAUCUAUAUUGCAAACAUGCUGCUAUUAUUGGUUUUAGUGUACGAAAAGGGAAGAAUAGAUAUAAAGAAGGAACCACAAUUGUUAAUGGAAAGUACUUCUACUGCUCUGCUGCUGGAAUAAGAGACCCUCCUAAAAACAAAGAACUCAAAAAUGAAGAUGAUCAAUCAGAUGCAAAGAAGAAAGAAAGGAGAAAGAGAGUUAUGAUAACAAGAACAAAAUGUGAAGCUCAAAUAUUUGCAAAGAUGAACCAAAAUGGAGAUUUUGAAAUAGAAAAGCAUGUAGUGGUACACAAUCACCCAUUGACAAGAGAAAUAAGUAAUUAUCUCCACCGAUCGGAACGACAAAUGACAGAGCCCAAAAAAGAAGCUAUUGAGGCAAUGUCAGAAUGUGGUCUAAGACCAAUGGAGUCUUAUAGAUAUAUGUCAACAGAAACUGGUGGAGACGACUGUGUAGGUCAUACAAUGAUUGAUCAUCUAAACUACUGCUACAAGUUAAAAAUGAAGCAAAUUGAUGGCAAGGAUUCACAAACACUAGUGAACAAACUGUAUGACUUAAAAUCAAUAGAUCUUGAGUUCUUUUUCCGAGUAAGACUCAAUGAUGAAGGAAAAGUUGAGUGUCUAUUUUGGAGGGAUUCUAUGAUGAGAGAAGAUUACAAAAUAUAUGGAGAUGUUCUAGUUUUUGAUACUACAUUCAGAACAAAUAAGUACAAUCUCAUAUGUGCUCCAUUUGUUGGUAUCAAUAACCAUUGGAAAAACACAAUGUUUGCUUGUGCUUUCAUUGGGGAUGAAACCACAGAAUCUUUUGUUUGGGUGUUUGAAACUUUUCUGAAGGCUAUGGGAGGAAAGCACCCUAUAUCAAUUUUCACUGAUCAAGAUGCAGCUAUUGCUGCUGGAAUAGAACAGGUUUUUCCUUCUUCAAGACACAGGUUAUGCUUGUGGCACUUGAGUAAAAAUGCAAACAGUAGGUUUGGUUUAUUGAAGUCUGAUAAAAACUUCAAAAACGCAUUCUACAAGUGUUUAAGUGGGUGUAUAACACCAAAUGAUUUUGAAGAAACUUGGAAAUCUAUGAUCAACACUUUUAAGCUGGAAAAGGAUGACUGGUCCAAUAGAUUGUAUGGUCUUAAAGAAAAAUGGUGUACAGAUUGUAUUUCAGGUUUCUUCGCUGCCGGAUUCUUCGGUGCCGCUUUCUUCACCAUUUUUUACGAAAAAGAAGAUCGGAAGAGUAAUUUGAUGCAAAUGGAUGAAAAUAAUCACUGA